Messenger RNA from Taeniopygia guttata (zebra finch), 13497 nucleotides. It is a transcript of the gene FAR2, whose product is annotated as fatty acyl-CoA reductase 1. Lineage: Eukaryota; Metazoa; Chordata; Aves; Passeriformes; Estrildidae. Gene Ontology annotation, biological process: long-chain fatty-acyl-CoA metabolic process. Gene Ontology annotation, molecular function: alcohol-forming very long-chain fatty acyl-CoA reductase (NADP+) activity. The record is from RefSeq and is a predicted model, not a curated record. Gene Ontology annotation, cellular component: peroxisome.
AGGGUGGGGAAGGGGCUCGGGGAGGCGCUGAGGAGGAGCCGCCGCCACUCGCUCCGGCCCCAGCGAGCCCGGAGGCGGCAGAGGAGCCCCGGCAGCCCGAUUUGUGUGGAUUCUUAGACUGAGAAUUGCACCUUUUGGACACUGAAGCCCAAAUGCCUGCAGAAUCCCAAACUAGGAAUACCAAGGGGAGCUUCUUAAAUCAGUGAAAAAUUUAAUAGCAACAAGGUUGGAGCUGUAUCUGCUGCAGGAAAGGACAGAACAAGAAAGCACCAUGUCUUCAGUCUCAGCUUAUUACAAUGGAAAGACUGUACUUAUCACUGGAGCUACAGGUUUCAUGGGCAAAGUACUGGUGGAAAAACUUCUGCGCUCCAGCCCUGAAGUGAAAGCAGUUUAUAUUCUUGUCAGGCCAAAGGCUGGCCAGUCAAUGCAAGAGAGAGUGGCCAACAUGUUGAAAUGUAAGGUCUUUGACAGGGUCCGAGAAGAUUGCCCUAAUUUCCACGAGAAGAUUAAGCCUAUUAAUGCUGAGCUCACUCAGCCCAAGCUGGCCAUCAGUGCUGAAGACGAGGAGGAGCUUCUGACCCGGGUCAAUGUUGUCUUCCACUGUGCAGCCACAGUUCGCUUUGACGAGCCCCUCAAGCAUGCCCUGCAGCUGAACGUGAUGGGCACGCAGCGGCUGCUGGAGCUGGCCCGGCAGAUGCGCAACCUGGAGGCCUUCAUCCACAUCUCCACUGCCUAUGCAAACUGCAUCCGGAAAUGCAUCGAGGAGAUCAUCUACCCACCCCCAGCCGAGCCCCAGAAGCUCUUCGAUUUAGUAGAGUGGUUGGAUGAAUCCAUCAUUCAAGACAUCACACCCAAGCUGCUUGGGGAGUGGCCCAACACUUACACCUACACCAAAGCCUUGUCAGAGUACCUGAUUCAGCAAGAGAAAGGAAACUUGAACAUUGCUAUCAUCAGGCCAUCCAUCGUGGGAGCCAGCUGGCAUGAGCCUUUCCCAGGUUGGAUUGACAACUUCAAUGGGACCAGCGGGAUAUUUAUUGCGGCAGGCAAAGGGAUCCUGCGGACCGUCAUCGCCAACAACGAAGCGGUGGCAGACAUGAUCCCCGUCGACGUCGCCAUCAACCUGACUCUGGCAGCCGGGUGGUACACGGCCGUGCACAGACCAAAAAACCUGUUGGUGUACAACUGCACAACAGGGGGAAUCAACCCUUUCUUCUGGGGAGAAAUGGGGCAGUACGUCAUGUCCACGUUCAAAAGGAACCCCCUGGAGCAAGCCUUCCGAACACCCAAUGCUCACAUGACCUCCAGCUACUUGAUAAACCAGUACUGGAUCACUGUCAGCCACAAGGCACCCGCCAUCCUCUACGACCUGUACAUGAGGCUCACGGGGAGAAAGCCCAGAAUGAUGAAGAUUAUCAAUCGGCUGCACAAGUCUAUGACACUCCUGCAGUAUUUCUCCACCCAGUCCUGGAGCUGGUCUUCAGAUAAUAUGAAUAUGUUAAUGACUCACCUUAACACAGAGGACAAAAAGUUAUACAACUUCGAUGUUCGCCAGCUGCACUGGUCAGAGUACAUAGAGAGCUACUGCAUAGGUGCUAAGAAGUACUUGCUAAAUGAGGACAUGGCUGGAAUUCCAGCAGCAAAGCAGCAUCUACGCAAGCUGAGGAACAUCCGAUACGCAUUCAACACCACCCUCCUGGUGAUCAUCUGGCGCAUCUUCAUCGCAAGGUCGCAGAUGGCUCGAAACAUCUGGUACUUUGUGGUGAGCCUCUGCUACAAGUUCCUGUCCUACUUCAGGGCAUCCAGCACCCUCAGGCACUGAAGCCAUCCAUCAGCAACCAGCCUCUUCCAGAAGGACCUCCAUCUCCUCUAAUCAGCAACUGUGGGCAUUGGGGUCUGAAAGUAGCAGAAAAAUCCACUCCCUCCAACAGCAGCUGGCACUUACUGUACACGGUUACAUGCUCACCUUUUUAAUUUUAACUAAUGCUUUAAUACAUGGUCUUUCUUCCAUAGGACCAGGCCAAUUUUUAAAGCCAUAAGUGAAGCUUUAGGAAAAAGUCAAGCUGGGACCCCUUCUCUAAAGUCUGAUGUGCAAGAGUAAGGAUUAACCAAAGUCAUUGUCUUGCCAUGUACCUCUCCCUAGGCCAUCUUAAUCCCAUCUUCCCCAAAAGAGGCAAAUUUAAAGCACGACCUUGGAAGACAAGGAUGGCACACCAGAGAAGACCCAGCUGAGGAAAUUUACCUGUAAGAGGUCUUCCUAAAGCAGCUGUGUGUUCAUUCUCAUUCAGUGAAAUGGUACCUUACUGAAAAAAAAAACAAGAUUACACCUUCUCAGUUUUUCAAAACUUAAGAGGGGGAAACAUCAGUCGCAUGAGGCCAGUGAACACACAGAACAUUUUUCAGAUCUUGUCUUGUAUUGCUGCUGAGGACUGAUGCUUUAAAGCCAAAACUGGAGACACACAUAGAAUUCAUGCACCUGUGUUAACUCUGCUCACUCACAAGCUGCUUUCUUACAGAGAGGUCUUCUUUUCUCCCUGUGGUUAAGGUUCCAGUCUGUUAAAAAAUUCCUGGUCUUUCAUAUAUCACAUUUGCUUGGGACAUUUUGGGGGUCUUGAAAAAUGCUGUAUUAACCCUGAGAAUGAAGAGAAGACUUCAUAAAAAUAGGAAGAAGAAUACAAAAACCUGUAAUUAUUUUUGAAGUAUGGGUCUUUUUUUCCUCUGCAGAAAAUCUCUCUCCCUGUAGCUUAAAACCAGCGGGAUACUGGGCUUUCAUUUUAGCUAAAUCACUUUGUAGUUGAUAAUUUCCUGUGGCAAAGAAAGUGAAAGACACACAUGAAGGAAACAUCAUUGGGCCUGUUCUGCUGCUAUUCCUGUCAGGAGGCAUUAAAAAGUCUGAAACUUGUUUUUCUUGAGAAUACGUUACAUGUUGGAUUUAAUGAUCUUAAAGGUCUUUUCUGACCUAAGCAGCUCUGUGUUUCUUUGACUUCUCUGUAAGAACAGUCAUGCAACUGUGAAGGUAACACAUUUUGUCCUGCAGUUUAGAAUUUUCAGAAUUUGAUUUUUCAGAGUUUUAGAAUUAAAUUGCAACUUAGAAAGGAAGCCAAGGAACUUCCCCAUGCUCAUGGCUGUUGGAGAUCCUUGUUUCUUGUAGUGAAUUGUAAAUUCCUGUGGGGGCAGAGAGAGAGAGAGCCUUCUUGAAAGUAGCUGGUGCAACAACAGCAAAAAACUUACUGCCUUGUCAGAUUUUCAGAGUCAAAUCUUACACCGAAAUAUUAUUUAUUCAGAUAAUACUGAAUAAACACUUUUAAGAUGAUCAGUCUUCAAUGCAGCACCCAGUUUCUCUAAUUUUGUGUCAUGCCUGAAAAAGCAAUGCUAUACAAAAAACACAACAGUGACACAGUUGUUCUUUGGUGAGCUGAGAAGAGCAGAGAAUUUACAAACCUGGCAUUCUUCAAAAAUUAUACGUGCUUUUGGUAGUGAAGGUAAGAGCACAGUAUGUCAGUGUAUUUAUAUCUGAGCACUUCAGGCUGGUUCAGAAAUCUUUCUAGAGGUUCAAGGAAUUAAUCUUGCCCCGUGUGCCCCAGAGGUCUGAUUCCAAGCAAGUGCCAAAGGGUGCCUGCAGCAGAACCUGACCAGAAAUGUGGCGUCCAGGAUGGCAGGGCUCUGGCAUUGUCUGCCACAGACCUCUGUGUUUGUCACAAACUGCUUUUGAUCUGUGCUUAAAUAGGUCGAGCACCCAGUUUACAAAGGUGCAAAUUCUAGAGCUCUUGCCUUGGAAAUGUGCUUCCUGUAGUGGAACUGGUUGUUGGGCAUGUCUUCUCCAGCUUCAGGGCAUCUGUGCCCAUGUCACCACCUGGGAUACCUGGAGCUGUGCAUUCAGGGGCUGGGGACCAACGUUCCCUGCCCAGUGCUGCCACAGCAAUAUUUUGGGGAAAGUUGUGGUGCUGUACUUUGCUGCCUUGGUGGGGCUGAGGCAGGUUGCUGCAGGGAUUCCUCCAGGAAGUGUGCAUUCCCUCACUUAAAUCAUCUGGUCAUCAGGCAGCUUGCAGUCCUCAUAGGAAAGGCUAAAACACAAAGCAAACCAAAGCUGUAGAUCACUUUGAAACAAACUUCCAUUCAAACAUCAGGAAAUAAUUUCAACACUUAUGCUGAAAGUCUUUUUAAGUGCCUGCCUUAUGGACAAAGAGAAGCAACAGUAAAGGGGAUCAUAAGUCUUGAGCUGUGCACGUGAUAGACAAAAGCUUGGGUUUCAGAAAAGUCAAAGGUGCAGAGCUGCUACAACAACAUCAGUCAGCUCUCCUGAGAGUAAAGCGAAAGGUAAAGUAAAAAGACCUUUUUUCCCCCCUUCCCUACUAAUGCCAGGCAUUCCUCACAAUAUGCCUGUAGGCAUUCACGGUUGUGUGCACAGGCUGUAUUGUCCCCACAAGUCUGAGGUGUAUUUUUUGCUCCCUUGAGCAUAUCCCGACCUGGUUUUCUGAGCACACAAAAAGGUGCUGCACUCAGAACAGUGCUGGUAUGACAUUUUAAGGCUCUUCAGCAUUUUGCUGGAGGAAACAGCCGCAGAAAAGCUACUCAGCCCUGAAAAAACAGCAGGAGUUGUUUGGGUUGGAAAAGCAGAGCUGUUGCAGAUGGUGUCUGCUCUUCUGGAGACCUUUCAUAGUUCAUGCAGCAUUGCCAGCAGCUGGCUCCAGAGCUCUGGCCUUGCCUGGGGAGGAUCAAGCUGUUAGCUUGUUUUAACACACACGUAACAUGAAGGGGAACUUGAAUCUUUACUCCAUUUCCUUGUGGCCUGAGAUGUUUCCAGCUGAUUGUCUGAAAGCACAGACGUAUUUCAGAAAGGCUCAGUGCAGGGGUUGAAGUGUGGCAGUGGCCCUUGAGUGCCAGUUGUGACUGUCAUUGUGGGGAGCGGGGCAUAAGAACUUGUUUUCAUCUCAAGCAGCAGCUGAUGUUCAAUGGUUUACCUUGUGCUCCUCAGUGGAUUUGUUUGUGCUCUGAAGAAACCCAAGCCUUGGGGAAGAUACCUGAAAGAAAACACUGAAUAUCAUUUCACCAUCAGCAAUGGGCAGAAGCUUGCAAUUAACAAGUAUCUUUUUUUAAUUAAAUAGCGAUGACAAAACAAACCACAACAAAUCCCUACAGUUAAUCUGUGUUUUAACUGCCUUUUGAACAACAACCAAAGCUAUUUAUCUCCAGCAUGUCUGUUACUAAAAAAAUUUAAUUUCUUACCCCUCCACCCUCCUUUGUUCCAUGUUAAGAAACAAUUUUUUCCACAGUAGGGAGAGAGAGGUAACAGACCCACUGAUAAAUCACAGAUUGUUGACCCAUUACCCACCUCCUGCAGAAAUGUGUUCUUUUACAUUUUCUAAGGAAACAUCAGUACAUCUGCCUGUGCAUACAGCUGCAUCUUCCAGCACCAGACAACCUGGUAAAAGCAGUGGAGCUCAUCCUGAAGUGCCAGGCUGUGCUUGUUUGGAGUGCCCUGUUCCACUUCAGUUUACCACAAAGUGAUGAAAAACCCUCCUGUCUCCAGUGUAAAAGGAACCUAACAUGUAGCUGUUAAUCGAGUCAUUAUCAUGAAUAAGCAACUGGGAAAAGAGGGAGGGGGGGCAUCCUUUUGUUUGUAAAUAAGCUACAGCUUCAUGGUUGAAAGCAUGCUGUUGCUCUUCCAGCAUUGACUUCUCCCGCUGAAAGCAAGGAUGAACUUUCAGUACAACUUUAGUACAGUUGGACCCCUUAUUCUAGCACAGAGCAAAUAACAUUCCCCAGAAGGUAAGUGGUGAACACCCCACUACAUGGUGCUAAAUAUUGGUGUGAAGGUGGUACAGAUUCACUUAGAAUUAAAAUCCAGAAAAUAAAGCAUAUUUGGGGAAUAAUUAAAGAUGUACUAUCCUGUUUUCUCUAUUGCUUAAAAGCCAACUAUUAAUUGUUUUUUCAGAUGAACAUGAAGCCACUUACAAAAGGUUUCUUGUCCUUACAUGAUCUUGGCAGACCCCAGUUUAUAGUAAAAUAUGUACUCUCCCACUGUCCAGAGUUUCUACGGUUCUAUCUGCUAUUUCUAUCCUCUUGUUAGCUGCAAGACAACUUCCUGUUAUAAAUCUUAAUUACAGAGUUUCUAAUGUUAAGGCAUAACCUUUUGAGCUCUCAAAUCAGAUAAAACGGUCAAACCACAAAUUGCGUGAAUCUCAGCCAUAAAAUUGUUAAUAUGAUGUUUAUGUUAUUUGAAACAUUUAAUAAAACAAAAUAUUUUAAAGCUAUGGUCACUUGGCAUUGCUCAGUUUGCUAGAGGGGGUGGUUACUUGGUGGCCAGUGCAGUUGAGCAGAGGCUGCCUGCCCAGCACAUCUGCCCACAUCUGCAGCACAGCUGUCGGUGGAACGGCAGCCCCACCUGCAGGAGGGAAGCACAGAUUUUAAAGGCUGCAGUAGUGAGACUUUUAACCCCGCUGCAGAAGACUGAAAGGUCCUGCUGUGCUGAGCAUCCUGUGGAAACUCAGAGGGACAAGUCUGCAGCAAAGGAAAAUUGGGAGCAACCCCGCCAACAACAAUAUCCCAUUUGUACCUGAGUAUAUUAUCCCAAAUUUUCACUUUUUAAGUAUAGAGACCUCACCUCAUUAUGUUAGUUUUCUGUCAGGCAAGAGUAGAUGACAUCUAGUAAUUCUCUCUCACUUCCUUGCAAUAUAGCAGACUUCAAUGAGUGGAAAAGGAACAGCAUUAUCAUGACCCUUUGCUUAAUGAAAAUGAUUUCUAAUCCUGAAACCUAGGGCAUACAUCAAAGAUACCACUUUCAUUUUGUUAGCAAAUCUUUCCUUAAAAUAUAAUUUUCCAUUUUUUUUAUAUGUAAAUGUGAUCUUUAUGGAGAAAAAAAAAAUCUAUUUUCCAUUGAGAUGCAUCAACAAAUUAAAGCCAUCAGUAAGAAAGUUCAAAUUCUUUUCAAGGAACAGAUUUUAAGGUCAACCUGCAGUCUUCAAUAUUUAAAGCUUUUCUUCUGGUAUUCUAAUUGCCCAGUAUUAUUAAGGAAAACAAUAAAUAAAUAAAUGAGGAAAAUUGCAAUAAUUUUCAUAUUUUAAGGGAAGCAAAAAUAGAGGGGGAGGAAAAUGAUGUAAAGUAAGAUGAACCCUUAGCUGAUAACACUGCAGGUCACACAAAAUAAGCACCAGGCCUCAAGGGAAGGCAUCCCAGCCAAUUUUUAAUUUUCCCUGUCUCCCUCAGUUAAGGACAACUGGUGUUCAUUAAGAACUGAACCCAUAGUUCCCAGUUCCUAACUUGCAGGAUUAUUUGGCUGUGAAAUGUGCUGUGGAUAAAUUGGAUUUCUGGACUCAUGCCCUACCUAUGGAAUGGGAUACCACAGCAGGGGAAGCUGAAUUAACUCGGAGCCAGGAGAGGGCCACACACUCAUCUUCUUCCCUUGCCACAGGUGCCUUGAUGAUACAAAUUCCUGCAGCUGCCUGCACAAAUUCCUGCCUGCCUGCUCCUUCCAGGGAAGCAGCAAGUAACACCCAGCCCCAGGUGUAAAAGCCACAGCAAAGAAAUGCAUCUUCUGUAAAAGAAGAGUAGGCAAGAGGGGAUCAAGACAACAGCUCUGGAGCUGCCAAUGUGAUCCAUGAUUUCCCUGAACAAGGUAUGGGAGAGCUUUGCAGAGGGCUUUCAAACAGGAAUUCCCACCUCAGCAUGGGUCCUGACUUUCUGUAUUUCUGUUUUUCUGUAUUUAGUUCUCACUGCAAGCUCCUCCUCUCCAACUAGGAUUCAUAACCACUCCAGAGAAUACCUUGGUGUUCCUUGAUCAAUGAAACAUAAUUCAUUGGAUUAGACCUAUAUAAACUGGCUAGAGAAAGCGGGGCUGGUGAAAAUGGCAGCAAAAAUGUUUGUAAAAAGGUUGUAACUAUUUGUAUCAUUAAUUAGGCAAGAUCUGAGGCACACAAAGACUGAUAUUUUGCUACUGAUAGCACCGAUCUUUUGCCACUGUCAUUUGUCACCAAGUAUUUGCUGUGCAAGACACUGAAGAGCCCCCAAAAUUCAGGCAAGUACCCCCAGAACCUCUGGCAGCUGGGUUUUGACCAGAAAGUAAUAGAAGGUUUAUAGCAUGGCACAAUCUUGCAGAGAGAGGCAGGUGAAUUUAAAUGUAUCAUUCUCUUUGCCUCAGGCUUUUAAAAAUGGAGGCAUUGUGGAACUGGAGGAACAAAUGAAAAAUUUAAAACAACAGACAGUAAAAACACAACUGUAAUUGCAGAGUAAUAAAAUAAAACUGGCUGCUUGAAAGUGUGAACAGCAUUAACCUGCUCAACAAUGACUGUGUUUAUGCAACACUAGGUUUAAGGGGAAGUUGUGUCUUCUCUUCACAAUCCAUGAUUAUUGAUCAUUUUAGCACAUUUUGUUACUUCCCCCCCCCCCAGCUGAGUCUGACGUGACAAGGGGAAAGAGAAAUGUCAGCUGCCCGUGGGAAGAUUGCUACCACUUAACACCUCUGGGAAAGCUUUAUUGAUAAAUAAAGGGCUGCCAGGUAAGAUUGAGUCAGCAAGGGCAAAUUCAGCAGUGAGCAGACUAAUGAGGUAAAUUAGCUUGAAAAGGUAAGUGAGGGACAAGUUUGGCACUCUGCAGUCAGAGCUGGGAGAGAGGAUGUGAGUUUAGGCAUCUGAUGGAUGACAAUCCUAGCGGUGGGAUAAUAAAAGCAACAAUUCCAUUAUUUUAUUAAUUCUUUAAUCUUUGGCAUUAUGGUGAGAAUAAUAUUUCCAGAAAAAAAAAUUGUUUUCCUAGUCUUCAUUUUCAUAAUUACUGACAAUAAGAAUGUGAAAGCAAGCAAAGGAACUAGCUAGAAUUUAAUAUACAGUAAAUUCCAGCUAUCUUCUAUUAGUAUUUUUUCUAAUUAAGAUACUGUUUAGCCUUAGAAAGCAUGAAAUCAGUUGAUGAUCAAUACAAAAUGGUAAAUAUAUUUUGGUAUGUAAAGCAAGAAUUUAUCUGCUGAGAAAUUUUUGUUUACAGCUUGCUCUAUUACAGCAUUUGGCAUUUUAUUUGGAAGUGCUGUGUCCUGUGAUGAAUAUGGAUCUGAAGAAUUGAUAAGUUUUGCUUAUUUCCUUGGAGGUCUAUUCCAACAUCAGUGAUCCUUUGAUAACUGUGGAAUACAAGUAUUUUACCUUAGCAGAAGUGAGACAAAAUACUGAAAGAAAAGAUCCCAGGCAACAUCCACUACCCCAGGGCACAAAAAGCAAAUCAAAAUCCUGUUCCUCACUUCUGCUGAAGAGAUGGUAAGAACUGGAUACCCACCACAAAGGAAAGGACUGUAUUUCCAGAAAGUGGGUGUCUGCAGUCUCAGAGAACCAGCAGUAAUAUCCCAAGGCAGAUAAAUCCCCUGGAGAACAGCCUGUGGGAAGAUGGGCACCUAAAUGUCCUUUAAGGAGUUGCUAAAGAAUGUACUGUCUCCAACUAGAGGAAGGGGAAAAAAAAAGGUUAAGAGAGUAAAUCUGACAAACCACAAAUUUCCCUACUGGUUGGAAAUCAUGAACCGGAAUGGCACAGAGGUGACAAGUAGGUCAGAUUACAUAAGAUAAUGUAUUAAAAAAAAGAAAAGAAAUAAAGCAUAGCCAAGCAACUAACUAACUGGAACACAGAACAGUCCAAAAACGUUCUAUAAUGUUAUUGACUGGAAGACAACAGAGGGGAAAAAAAAAAUCUGUGUCUUUGCUAGAAGGAUUAGCAUAAUUUAUGUAAUAAACAGAAGAUUAGCAUCAAAAGGGUAAGAACUCAGAGCAGACAGAGCAGAGGUUACAGAGUACUUAAUUUAGAUUUUUUUUACUGUCACCUAUAGGCUGGAGCAAGCUGAGGUAGGCUGGUAGAUAUCCAGGAGAGGUCAGGAAAGAUGGACAAGUUUGGAGAAGACAAAGGAAAUGCAAGAGGACAAGAAUGUGGGAACUAUUUUUAGUGAGCCUGACUUCAGUACAAGAACAAUACUCAGCAGUCACACAGUAGUUAAAAAGGAAAAGAAUAAUAGUGUGGAAUUCCAAAGGCAAAUUAUGUCACAUCAAAUUUUCUCUUACAAUAGAGUGAGAGGCAUUGUUAAAAGCAGAGGAGUUGGAGAUGGCAUACAGUCUGUGCUUUAAAAGGUUUUUAUCUCACAUGAUCAUUCUCACUAAUAAGCUGAGGCAAGAACACUGCAAAAUUAAUGCAAAACCUGACAGAAAAUCACAAUACUUAUUUGCAAGUCAGUGUUAACCUGGGAAAUUAUAUUAUGUGUAACCCCAGAUGAGAGGAUUCAACAGGUUUAUUAAGGAUCUGAAUGCUGGGAUAGAGGUAGGCUCUGUCUUUAAAACCUUGACCUCAAGGUGGGAAGGCUGUGAACAGUGCAGGGGACAGGGCUAGUUAGAACUCAGAAUAUUCCUGUUAAAUUGAAACCCAAGGCUCCUACUUAAGUUAGUGAAAAUUAUGUCUUUCAAAUUAAAAAUACUUGCACGGACAUCUAACAUGGACUUGCCUAAUCUGAGAUACAGUCUUGAAAGAAUUUUAUAUAAAUGAUUAUUAUUAGUUUUCCAAACUCAAGAAUUUGUAAUUAUGAAAUGCCAUAGCAAUGUGUUCUAACCUACUCAUGUAUUAUAACAGGCUCUUUUAUUACUUACACACUAUUUUUGCAUGAAGACCCACUGCUUUGUUUAGUGAACUUGAGGGACGAGUGAGAAAACUCUUCACAAUCUUUUUUGCACCUCAAUUACAAGGUGGUCUUACAAGCUAUCAUGACACAUAGUUCAAGCUCUGCUGGGCCAAGAAAAUCAUUCCUUUCUUAACUAAUUGUUCUAUGUCACUCAUCACUUCAAUGUCUAUAGGCCAGAUUAAUUUAGAUAGUGGUAAAUUAAUCUUACACCAACUUCUACUAUGUUGAAGUCAGUUAAUCCAGGCUUCCAUAUUUUCCUGCAGGGAAAAACAGACCUUGCUGUAAUGUGAUUUAUUAGGGUGCUGCAUAAAGGUCUAUUGACAACCAACAGCAUCUAAUGCAACAAGCUCAUUCACAUUUAUGGACUUUGAAGGCCAGGAAAAAUAAUCCUGUUUUAUUGCAAAAUACUGGCUGUUACUGUGGAUGGGAUACCUCUGUCCUCCAAAGCACACAGCUGCAGAAAGGGAAAAGCUCAAUCUGCUCAAUGAGCAGCACCUGAGACUGCCAUAAAACAAAGUCACAUCAUCGACUUACAGAAUAUCCCGAGCUGGGAGGGACCUGCAAGGAUCACGGAAUCCAGAUCUUCCCAAACCAAAAUUUAUCCUGACAAAUAAGGGGAAAUGACCUGAAAACCAGAAGUUAAACAAAAGAAUCGCCUUAGUUUAGUGCAAGCACCAGCUUGCAAAAAUCAGCCUUGGCUAAGUGUUUAUUAGGUGAUCCUUAUAAUUCUGUUGUUGCUGAACAGGUGUAAAUGUAAGAUCACCCAUCUGGAUAAGAUACCUAGAGCUUACUGUGGGGUGUGUGAUGGUGCAUAUACACUUGUGAAAUGAACAGGUUGCAUUCUUUAGGAAGGAAAUGGACAUCUUUGAGUGUUUCUGGUGAGUUUUGUCAAUGCAAUUUAUUUGGCUUGUCAUUGCGAGGAAAGUAAAUGUUGUGUUAGAUCUAGCUAUGAAAAGAGAUUGUAAUAGUUAAUCGGGAAUUAGCUGAUUUUUUUUUUUAUCAAUAAAGAGCUCUUUGACUUCUGAUGAAUAAAUAUACAGUAUCCUUAUAGUACUUAGAACUAUAGUUGUGAUAGAGAAAAAAAACUGGUGUGCCAACCUACAAAAGACAUAAUUUAACUGUUUUCUCGUAAAUACGAACUAGCACAAGUGAGAAACAACCUAAAUCUCCCUGCUGGCCUUGCCUAGCAAAGGUUGCAUGGGCUCUUUUGUGCUGAAAUAUCCCCACCCAAAUGCCCAGCUUUGAAACAGUUUGUUAAUGAUAAUUUGGCAGGCUGGAAACCUUUUGAGCUAAGUCUGCAGGAACAAAUAGCUAAAUGUAAAUAUUUGGGAUGGGUGAGAUGCUUCAGCAUAUUCCUUUCUUCCCUUCAUCUUGGCAGUCUUUAUUUUGCCAUUCUCUGAAGGGAAGUACAAGGAAAUGGGGAGAGGAAGGAAGAGAAGAGGAACAUUUCUUCCCUUUGCUAUUUUCCUCCCCCUUCUUGUCUCAGUCUUUGGAAUUUCCAUUCCUCUUUGGGAAAAGGGAAUCUGGUGUAAGCUGAAGGUAGGUCUGAGAAAUUAUUUUACAAGAGCAGCCUCCUCAGGGAACGAGGAGUGUUAAGAUGGGUCUCUUACUCCAUCAGGGGACUGUGUUUUGGGGGACAGUGAGGAGGAGGAGAAAGGCUUUCCUGAAAACCUGAAGCAAGAGGAGCUGCCUCAGCUACUUGAAGUGCAGAGCCCAGAGCGGGGGGCAGCCUGUGAUGUGUCCCUUCGUGGAGAGGAAAGUCAUCCUUGGCGCUGGUGGCCAGAAACUGUGCUCUGCAGAGAAGCCCUUCACUUGUCCAGAAUGUGGGAAAGGCUUCAAGGGGCACUGCAGGCUCCUGAUCCACCAGAGAAAAGGUGUUUGUGUGUGCAGAAUGUGGGAAGAGCUUCAGCAGGAAGGACUACCUGGUGGUUCACCAGAGAGUCCAUACAGGGGAGAGGCCUUACAAGUGCAAGGAAUGUGAGAAGACCUUCAGCCGUGCCUCGAGCCUCCUUGCCCACCACAAAAGCCAUCUGAAAAAUAAAAUAUUUUCCUGCCCCGUGUGCAGAAAGAACUUCAGUGGGAACACAGCUCUGCUGCUGCAUCAGAGAGUCCAUACAGAUGAGAAGCCCUGUAGGCAUUCAGAGCGUGGAAGUAACUUCAGUGUGAGCUCUAACUUCAUCAGACACCAGCAUCUGAGAGAGAGACCCAGUGAACACACAGCAGCAGCACAGCAGAGCGAGCCUGACAGCGAGACCACACCGGAACCCUCCCGCUGGGACAGGGCAGCGACCCUCGCACCAGGACAAUGCCAGAACCCUCAGAGGACAACAGGACCCGCUGCCAAAAAGGACCACUUGUAGAAGUAAACUUCACUAUUGGUGAUGAGAUUUAAACAUGAAGAAAAAAAGCUGGGUUGCCAAGACAUGUCUGGGGAAUCAUAAUGAUUCAACAUCUCGUUUGAAAGCAGCAGAAACAGAGACAAGCUUUCAGAAGUUUCACAGCCCUCCAUGGAGUAAACCUGAAGAUGAAAAAUCACCUGAAUAAAAAGAGAAAAAAUACGAAGAAUCAGUUAGUACACCAGAAUAAAAACUCUAAAUGCUACUAACCUACAUUGAAAAAUGCCAAUCACUUCCAUUUUAAUGUUCUGCUAGCACAAGGGCAUGAAAUGUCCCAGGUUUCUAAAGCAUGGAUUUUUCACUAUUUUAUGGAUGUCUGUAAAUUAGUCUAGAACAGACCAGUUAGUACCUUACAGCAAUAAUCCAAAAUUGAUGUUUGAAGAAGUGCUUUGUAAUGCAGUCCAGUUUUUGAACUCUUGUUCUACCUUAUCAGUAAUUGUAUACUAUAAAUUACCUUCUUUGUAAACAACA